AGGAUUCCUCCGUCCAGACGCGUCUAACACGUUACCUCGCUCGCAUUGUGGACUUUGGCUCCGCUGCUUAGCAACAAACAUUAGCGAGCUAGCCAGCCGCCUGUGACCGCUAGCCGCUCUCAUACGCACCGUCGGGUCACCGACAGACACUAAUGCAUUUUUAAACGGAGAGCUCACACUCAGAUCCCGGCUCUAAUUAAACUUCAGCGCGGAGUUUUAGUAGGUGUCGGUUAAAGGUGCCGCGGGAGGCGCUGUGCUGCUAGCGUUAGCUAGUACCGUUAGCUCCGGAGUCACUGGCGCCUUGCGUUGCCUCACGGCAGAGAGACGUGGACUGGAGAUACGUGGUUUUGGCUAUUUUUGACCCGUUAGCUUGUGUAAUGUUGGCGGACACUGGAUGAGCGACUCCCUUGUCUUGAGGUUGUAUGUGUUUUUGUGUCCGGUACCUGAAGCUUAGUGUUACUGAGAAAACCAGUCAGAUACCGGCACCAUGUUGGAAGAGGAUAUGGAAGUGGCCAUCAAGGUGGUCGUUGUCGGCAACGGAGCUGUUGGAAAGUCCAGCAUGAUCCAGCGUUACUGCAAAGGCGUCUUCACGAAGGACUACAAAAAGACCAUCGGAGUGGACUUUCUGGAAAGGCAGAUAUUCGUAAAUGAUGAAGAGGUGCGACUAAUGCUGUGGGACACUGCAGGACAGGAAGAGUUUGACGCCAUCACCAAGGCCUACUACCGUGGUGCCCAGGCAUGUGUACUAGUCUUCUCCACCACUGACAGAGAAUCAUUUCAGGCUAUUGACAGCUGGAGGGAGAAGGUGGAGGCAGAGGUUGGAGACAUUCCCACAGUUUUAGUACAGAACAAAAUUGACCUCCUGGAAGAGACCGUCGUAAAAAACGAAGAGGCGGAAGCUUUGGCGAAAAGGCUCAAGCUGAGGUUUUAUCGGGCUUCAGUAAAAGAGGACCUUAAUGUCACAGAAGUCUUUAAGUAUUUGGCAGAGAAGUACCUUCUGCGACUCAAACAGCAAACAGCUGAGGAGACAGAGGUAGUCCAUUCAACAAGCAAUAAAAUAGGUGUUUUUAAUACCACAAGUAGUAAUGUGUGCAACCAGAGCUCCAGCAACGGCAGAGAAGUUAUCACCUUACGACCUAAUAAGCAACGCACCAAGAAGACUAAAAAUCCUUUUGGUAGCUGCAGCCUACUCUAGAAAGAAUGAAUACGAGUUAAAACUAGAGUGGUCAUUAUUUUAUUCUGUGGAGGUAGCUGCAUUUAGAGACCAAAGCCCAUACAGACUAGAAAUACUACUCUGUACCACCUGACAUUUAAUUUGUAUCUCUACAUUGAUGGUUGAUUUCAGUAUGGUUCAGUGUUGGAUGUCCAUUACAUGGAAAUGGUGAGUGUUUGUGCACUCUGGGGUCCUUUUAGUCUCAAAUAGCAGUAAUGGCUGCAGCUUAGUGAUUGGUUUAAUGAUACCCCCAAAACAAAGAAUGUCUGUGGAGUUUGGUUCUUUUAAAUAACACUUGACGUACAGUCAGUCUCAUUAAUAUGUACAGCAGAUGUUGCACUUUCACCAUUUCACCCCUUCUGUGUUUGUGCAAUAUGUUUGCAUGUAUUGUAGUAGAUGCAGAUUAUUUUGUACCAUAUUUUUCUAACGUUCAUCAGAAUAUGGUUCAAAUUAUACUGUCAGUUAUAGACAAUGCACUGUCAAAGUCAAUAUAUGUAUUUUUGUAUGAAUUACUCCAGUGUUGACAUAGUGCCAAAUGUACUCUUACAGAGCUAUAGUUCCAUAUUAAGUGAAUGACCAUGAAUUUAAAUAAUGUGAUCAUGUCUUAAACAAAUAUCACUUCUCUGCAUGUCUACUUCAUCUCCAUUUAUUUAGCCAUUUGUUACAAAGCCAUGCACUUAAAACACGGGCAGAAUUAAUGGUGUCUUUAGUUUGAGAACCUUAGGUCAUAUACUCUGUCAUGGUACCUUGUUUUUGAUUGCAGUUGUUUUACACAUUUUAUAAGUGCUUUUCUUUCUUUCGUCCCUUAACCUUUUUAGUAAGUUAGUUUCAGGUUCAGUUUUCAAAUUCACUAAAUAGCUUUUUAAAUUUUCAAACGCUAAAAAAAAAACUUUUCUUUAUCUGAUCUGUUGAUAUGUUGUUACCAUCAUUCUGCUUCCAGUCAUGGGAACAUUAACCAGUGAUGCGACUAGAAGUUACUCAGUGUGGAUCUCUCUGAAGGUUGAUGUGUGUUUGUGUGUGUGAAUAUGCAGGGCAACUCCUUUUUUGUCAUCAUGUGAAAGCUCUCCAAAAAGGUCUGUGUAAACGUUUAAAGUGCACGCCGUUGCCUUGUCUACAUCAAACCGGACUUUUUUUUUUAUAGUUUUCAGAAACAUAGAUUACCAAGCACAAUCUAAUGUGUUUAAUAUAGAAAAUCACAUCAAUUUCCUUAGUUUCUAGAAUUGGAAGAGGUGGGAAAUGUGUGUAUAUGCAUGUUUUGUACUUUGAAAAUGUUUUGUAACUGAUCUCAGAUCUGUCAUAGUUUUCUUCUUAAUUUAGCUGAAAUGUAUUCAGGAAAAUUCAUACUGGUGUAAUUAUUUCACGUUGGACCAUUUGGUUGUACUGUAUGUAAAAGUGAACUAAAAUUGCAUGCCAGCCUUUCCCACGUCCCUGAACGUCCCACCAUGGUUGCAUAUCCACCACGCCUUGUUCACCCUGUUUACACCCUCCUCCAUUGAGCCUGCACAGUAAAUCUGUCCUCCUCUUGCUUCUCGGCUGAACGGAUUUACUGCACUUUAUCAUUAAGAUGGCAUAAAGACGUAACAUCACACUCGUGCUGUCACUCAGGUGUUGUAAUGAUCUUUUUCACCCUUUCAUCAACUACAUAUUUAGUCAAACCAAAACAAAACGUGCACACAGUUAUAAAUGUAUCACAACUUUAAGUGUACCAACCAACCUGGUGACCGCUGACGGUCACCUGACAAAAUAAAACGUUACUUUUU
Molecule: messenger RNA, 2973 nt
Organism: Betta splendens (Siamese fighting fish)
Lineage: Eukaryota; Metazoa; Chordata; Actinopteri; Anabantiformes; Osphronemidae
Gene: rab23
Product: RAB23, member RAS oncogene family
Exons: 7
Coding region: 488-1195 (235 amino acids)
Molecular function (GO): GTP binding; GTPase activity
Source: RefSeq, a predicted model, not a curated record